AUGAAAUGGAUCUCUUUGGUAGCUUUAUGGAUUUGGACUACGAUAACUCCAGGUAAUGCGGAAAAUUGUCCCCAAUACUGUUUGUGCUUGCAAGGUCUUAUUUCAUGUCAAGAUGCUCGAACAAGCACGGUUCCAGUCAGCAAUGUGACACGUCCAGAUGUAUUAGUUCUAUUCUAUAAUGGAACUUCUGUUAGAUCAAUCAAAGCACAAAAUUUUAUGAACUACCCUAAUUUGUUAAACAUAAUUUUUGCCCAUAAUGCCAUCGAGGUCAUUGAGCCAAAUGCUUUCUGUGGAUUAAACGGACUUCGGAAUUUACGAUUAAAUUCCAAUGGCUUGAAGCGGAUUAACAAUGACACUUUUGCAUGUUUACCUUAUUUAAAGAUCCUCAAUAUGGAUUAUAACGAUAUCGAUGCGAUCGAAUCGCGAGCACUGUGUGGACUGAAAAAUCUAGAGACCUUGCAUUUAACUAGCAAUAAUCUGAAAUCCAUACCGCAAGAUACGUUUUCUUGCCUAACGACAUUAAAAUUUCUAUAUUUAGAUUAUAAUGGCGUAGGAGUAAUUGAUCCGAAGAUGUUUUGUGGACUGAAUUAUCUAAAGACAUUAUCUCUUACUGGUAAUCAAAUUAAAAAAGUAUCGAACGAAACUCUGGCAUAUUUAGAUUCAUUGACAACUCUGAAUUUAGGCUUUAACGAUAUUGAUACAUUAGAUAAUAAUCCAUUUUGUGGCAUAAUGGGCUUGCAAUUUCUAUCUCUUGAUCAUAAUUCGAUCGAUACUGUUGAAGAAGAUACAUUUUCAGGAUUGCGACAAUUAAUCAAAUUGGAUCUCGAUUAUAAUCUUAUCGAAAGCAUUGAGCCAAAAUCCUUUUGUGGAAUCAAUCGGUUGCAAACUUUGCGUUUAUCAUUUAACUCGAUAAAUACAAUAGCUGCUAAUUCAUUUUGCGGAGCCCAAAUGAUACAAGAACUAUUACUGGAAGGAAAUGAAUUAAAAGAACUACACAAUGAUAGUUUUGCCUGUCUUUCAUCUUUGACGAACUUGCACUUGGAAGGUAACCGUUUAACAGAACUUUGGUAUGAUAGCCUCGCAUGCCUAGGAUCCAUUACAGGAUUAUUCUCGGCGCUUUACCCAGACUAUAAUAAAAUGGUAUUAAGGUCUAAUAAUAUCCAUACCAUUUUGAAGACAGCAUUUGACGGACUGGAUACAUUGCAACGUUUAGACUUGACUGACAACGCAUUAUUUGCCUUAAACUCGACAACAUUUCAAAAUUUAACUGCGUUGCAGGAACUAUAUUUAGAUGAGAAUACCAUUAAGAACUUGGAAGCGAAACAAUUUGAAAACCUAUGUAAUUUACGAUUUUUAUCGUUAAAAACUAAUGGAAUCGUAAGUGUGCAUCCUGAAGCAUUCUUUGGAUUGCAUAAUCUCAAGAGAUUACAGCUCGAUGGCAAUCGUAUCAUCAAUAUAAAGGAUUUAAAGUUACCGGAUGCUUUGACAUUGGAUAUUUUGGAUUUAUCCGAUAAUUUAUUUCAUGAAAAUACUAAUUUUCACUUCUAUGAUUAUCAAUCCUUAAAUUUAUCCUAUAAUUUCUUACAAGAAGAUUUUCCCCUGAAUUUCUCUAAUAUUCCAUCGCUACGUCAUUUGUGA
Trichoplax adhaerens is the source of this 1638-nucleotide messenger RNA. RefSeq lists its product as uncharacterized. Gene Ontology annotation, molecular function: protein binding. The coding region runs from base 1 to 1638 and encodes 545 amino acids. The record is from RefSeq and is a predicted model, not a curated record. Gene Ontology annotation, cellular component: extracellular matrix. NCBI's taxonomy places the organism in Eukaryota, Metazoa, Placozoa, Uniplacotomia, Trichoplacea, Trichoplacidae. The transcript is spliced from 23 exons.